Molecule: messenger RNA, 2991 nt
Organism: Aureobasidium pullulans EXF-150
Lineage: Eukaryota; Fungi; Ascomycota; Dothideomycetes; Dothideales; Saccotheciaceae
Exons: 3
Coding region: 1-2991 (996 amino acids)
Biological process (GO): regulation of DNA-templated transcription
Cellular component (GO): nucleolus
Molecular function (GO): transcription factor binding; rDNA binding
Source: RefSeq, a predicted model, not a curated record
AUGGCUGGAAAGCGUCGCCGAAAUUCGAACGGAGAAGAUGAGGCGGUCCAUGAUACGACCCAUCCCUCGCGCAAGCGACGUGUCGAAUUUGGUGUUGCCGACGCUAAAUUGGCCGCGCUAUACAACGAUCUGUCGGACGAUGUAAAAGCAACCAGACUGAAGGCCGCUGCAGAAUUGAUUCGUGCCCUUGCAGAUGCGGAUCCCGAAGCCCUGGACAAGUCCUUGACUAGACUGAUCAGAGGUCUCUGCAGUAGUCGUAAAGCCGCGAGAUCUGGAUUUUCAGUGGCUUUGAUUGAAAUCCUGAAGCUGACCACCAAAUCUCCCUCUGCGGAUGUGGAAGGCGUAGACUUGAGUCUUCCCGCAAUAAUCGAGAGAAUCAUUUCGAUUACCCAACCCGAGGAGCAGAGCAACAACAAGGAAAGAAGAGAUCAUCUCACAGGUCGUUGCUUUGGUUUCAAGUCUCUAAUUCAGAGCCAGCUUCUCUUUGCGAAAGGUGUAUCUAUUACUGAAUGGGAAAAGGUUCUUGACCAUAUCUUCAAGCUCGCGACCGAGACCACCUGGCUGCGAAGAGAAUGCGGCGUGACUCUGUAUGAGACAUUGGCCACCUUAACUCAGAUCGAAGACCUCGAUAUUGAAUAUGUCGAUCUACUCAUCCAAAGACUUGAGCCUUUCAAGCUCACAAGGACACCCGAAGGUCUUGCUAUCUGGUUGACCACAUCUGUCCUCUUUCCCGACGCCAAGCUACCCAAGGGAUCAUGGAACCAUAACGACCCUCUAUCGUCAAAGGAGAGAGGUACCGUGGCGAAGAUCCUUCGUGACAAUGGCGCUCAAAGUGAAGAUGGCCCUACUGGUAACAGCACCGGUGCUGCCCAGAGUUCGCCCUCGUUCGCCUGGUCAAUCAUUCUAUCUCACCUCUACAAACGCCACAAGCCCAGCAAGAAGUCUGAGGAGAAGGUGUCUGACUUUGAAAAAUUCUGGCUGGAAGCUGUAGACCAGGGGCUAUUUGCCGCAUCCGCCAGUACGGAGCGCAAGUCCUUAGGACUUCAGGUCGUCUCCAUGGGAAUCUCGACCGCACCCGUUCAGCUGCUUCAUGCUGUUUUCAGCCCAAACGCCAUGCGCUGCAUCAUCAACCAACGUGCCGGACAAGACCGAUACCUCCAUGAAGCAGCGAAGGGUCCACUUUCACAAAUGGUUACCCGCUCAAAGUCUGAUCAGGAAAGCAUUCCAGUGAUGCUGAAGGGUCUGUUAUCAGGCAACGGUGCUGUGGACUUUGACCGUUUGACAAAGUCCAAAACGGCCGAGGACCUCUUCGCUCGCGCAAAGGACGAAAGCGCAAAGGACGCUUUGACACUCUUGCAACAGCUCUCCGCAAAGCCCAAUGCCGAAGAUCAACCGCAGGCUGAUCUGAAGCGCCGCCUCCUAGCCGAUAUGAUGCUGAACAUGGCUCGUAAGCAACAGGCAGAGGAAGGUAAGGAUAAUGAGAGUAUCGCGUCUCUUGUGUUGUCUAUGGUUCCUUUUGGCUAUGCGGACGCUUCUGCUGGUGCUCUCAAGGCAUCUCCUCCGCUUUCCGAAGCAAGCCAAGAGAUGUUCCGCUCGCGCCUCAUGUCUUGUCUCAAUCAUAUUCUCUCUGCACGUAUGGACACCGACUUCGCAAUUCUCGAGAAGGUCGUCGAAGAGGUCAAGACUGUCGAUGCUGCCUCCAAGACCGGUCUGAGAACCAAGGCUGAUGAGGAGAUUGUGAACAAUCUGGAAACGGCACAUAAGACUUUGAAGGCUCUGAAAAAGCUCGAACAGAAGCAGAAGGAAAGUAAGAAGGCACCUCUACGUGCAUUCAAGGCCUUGUACGCCCUGUCCAUCUUGCUCGUCUACAACGGUGAGGCCGACGUCGUUCCUGUCUUGGAAGAUUUGGAGCUGUGCUACCAGUCGUGGAAGAAGAGCGAAGACGCUUCUGUCAUGCUCGUCGAGAUCUUGCUCAGCUUCAUCUCCAAGCCUUCUGCUGUCUAUCGCAAGAUUGCCCAACAGGUGUUUGAAGCCUUCUCUUCCCAGCUUGAUGCCGAAGGAUUGCAAUCAAUGUUGGAUAUUCUCGACAAGUCGGAGAACCUCAGCGGUCAGCAGGAGCUCUUUGAGCAAGCUGAUGAUGCCGAGGAAGGUGGCGAGUCUGGAUCUGACGAAGAUGCUUCCGACGUUGAGAUGCUAGACGGUGAAGGUGCUAGCGAUGUCGAGAUCGACAGCGACGUUGAAGUCGUGGAAGGUUCAGAGAGCGGAUCCUCUGAUGAGGAGGACUCGGAGGACGAAGCCGAAGUCGAUGAAGCCGCCGAUCUCGAAGACUUCGAGAACAAACUUGCCCUUGCAUUGAAAACGACAAAACCUACGGAAGAAGACUCGGACUUUGACGAAUCUGACAUGGACGACGAACAGAUGAUGGCUAUUGAAGGACAUCUCACUACUAUUUUCACUGAGCGUAAGAAGAUCACCAGCAACAAGAAGAAGGACAACAAGGACGCCAAAGAAAACAUUGUCAACUUCAAGAACCGCGUUCUUGAUCUGUUGACCAUCUUUGCCAAACAGGAGCAUUCCAACAAGCUUACUCUUGAUUUGGUUCUGCCGAUGCUCACGCUGAUCCGAACAACCACUAGCAAGCAGAUCUCGGACAAGGCUUUCGGCUUGUUACAACAAUUCUUCGGAACUUGCAACAAGACCAAAAAGUUCCCCGAAGCCGACGACGCAUCCGAAGUUCUUGCCCUGUUGCAUUCCGUCCACGAUGAAAUCCGAGCCAACGCUUCCAAGUUGCACAGCAACGCUUGCAGUCGCUCAAGUCUGUUCCUUGCCAAGAUUUUGAUUAACCUCGACGCCAAACAUUACUCGGAUGUUGCCGACUGCUACAACAACCUCCAGAAAGAAUGGUACAACAACCCGAAGUCGCAAAUCCAACCGAGCGUCUUUACCGAAUGGACCAGCUGGAGCAUUACUACCAAAAAGCACAACAACUGA